AUGCUUCAACCCACCUAGCUACAUCACCGGUGGGAUUCGAUUGCAUCGGAAAGCAUGGACUACAAGCAUUUCAGCCACCCCCACAACUUAAUCAUCCACCGUGUUUAUGAAUUAGGCCAACAAGUCAACUGCUCCGGCUGCGACUCCGCCUGUGACAACACUACAACCGCCGUCCACGCCUGUCACCAAUGCAACUUCUUCCUCCAUGACCACUGUGCCAACGCCGGCCGUUAUGUAAAACACCCAUCUCAUCAACCCCACCCACUCAUCCUCCUCCCUCACCCUACCUACGCCGGCGGCACCUUCAUUUGUAACGCCUGUGGUCAUCCCGGGAAAUCCUUCUCCUACUGCUGCACCCUAUGCGAGUUUGAUCUUCACGUCGGCUGUGCUUUCUUGCCUGUCUCCGUAACUCACCAAGCCCACCAACAUGAACUUAAUCUUUUCUAUGGCGUUCCGGUGGUUCCCCGGAGAGGAAGUAACACCGAUCUUGAAUAUUGUAACAUUUGUAGGAAGGUCUUGGAGGGUAGGCACUGGGCAUACAGUUGUCAGAAGUGUGAGUUUAACCUGCACACUGCUUGUGCCACCACGGAGGUGGUGCCAGGGUUGUACCAUGAUGAUUCGCCAGCCUAUGGAGCGGCUGAGGGAAAGAGCACGGUGGCAGAUGGUGGCGGAGGAGGUGGGAACGUAGUUGAGGUGGAAUUGACCGAGGAGGAUAUUAUCCAGUUGUAUAGGUUGCAGAUGCUUGCACAAAGCAUGGCUUCAUUGUCUACUACUGGAUGAGUCUCAUGUAAUCCAUUCUUUUCCAUUUUGAAUUUCUGUCUUUUAUCUACAUCAAAAUCUUUGUAAAACAGAAAAGGUUCCAUCGAUUAAACAAAUGAUUUUACGUAUGACGCCAACAAAUUGCAACAUGUCACGUUCAUUUUGGGAUAUGGGCGACCAAAGUAAGACGAACAAUUCGUAAUCCUUUGCAACCUCAUCAUGAAUUAAGGUUUGGGUUUUCAGUCGUUAAUCCCUCACAAAUACAUGAUAUCAUAUUUGGGUUUUCUGUCGCUAAUCCCUCGCAAAAUCAUGAAUACAUGCAUUCAAAUUUGGGUUUUUGUUCGCUAAUGCCACGUAAAUUUGGAGAGAAGACAGCUUAAACAUAUACCUAGUUGUAAAAUGUUGUAGAUUCUGUUGUUUUCUUUACUUUCAAUGUUAAAUGGUAACACCCAAGUGGUUGAGCUUUAUUUUGUAAAA
Molecule: messenger RNA, 1236 nt
Organism: Lactuca sativa (garden lettuce)
Lineage: Eukaryota; Viridiplantae; Streptophyta; Magnoliopsida; Asterales; Asteraceae
Product: Cysteine/Histidine-rich C1 domain family protein
Source: RefSeq, a predicted model, not a curated record